This is a messenger RNA of Durio zibethinus, 1911 nucleotides long. Its product is annotated as protein WUSCHEL-like. Gene Ontology annotation, molecular function: DNA-binding transcription factor activity; DNA binding. The record is from RefSeq and is a predicted model, not a curated record. Gene Ontology annotation, biological process: plant organ development. NCBI's taxonomy places the organism in Eukaryota, Viridiplantae, Streptophyta, Magnoliopsida, Malvales, Malvaceae.
AGAAUAUCUUGUGGUCUGGUUUCUGGGCCUGGUUAAAAGAGGACCAUAUCUCCAUUAAAAGAAGAACCCCCCAUGAAUUCUAAAGCACACAAAACACAAAUAUUAUGGCAUUCAUUCAUUCAAUCAGAAGCCUCUCUCUUCAUUCUUUUUUUCUUUUACUAUCCAAUAUAUCUUUUCACGCCUCAUAUAUUUUCAUCAUCUCUCUUUUCUGUGUCUCUCUCUCUCAUCAAGGCUGCUUAAUAUCAUACCUCGUCAUGCCUUUCCAUCCAAGUAAUUCCACUGAUAUCCUCCCUUUCUAUGCCUCUUUUGUCCCUUCCCUUUUUAUGAACAACGCUCUGUCAACUUCAGUCCUUCUCUGUCAGAUAUUUCUCUGAUAUCCUCUCUUCAUCUCUCCAUGUGCCUAUCUGUCCCCUCUCUCCUUUUAUAUCGCAGUCCUUACUCUCUUCAGUUCAUGCACUUUCACCUACUAUCUCUCUUUCUAAUUCUCUCCUCUCACUAUCUCUCUCUAUCUAUUAGCUUGGUAGCUUUGGUUGCUUCUCUUUGUUUUCUUCUUGUUUUCAGUCCAUCAUGGAACCCCAACAACAGCAAAACCAACAACAUCCAAAUGAAGAUAGUUGCGGCAGUGGCAAAGGAAGCUUUCUUUGCAGGCAAAGUAGUACACGGUGGACUCCCACCACUGACCAGAUUAGAAUAUUGAAGGACCUUUACUACAACAAUGGAGUUAGGUCCCCGAGUGCAGAUCAGAUUCAGAGGAUCUCUGCUAGGCUUAGACAGUACGGAAAAAUCGAAGGCAAGAAUGUCUUUUAUUGGUUUCAGAACCACAAGGCUCGUGAGAGGCAGAAGAAAAGGUUCACCACGACUGAUGUCCCCAUGCAAAGACCUACUGUUGCAAAUGGUGGCUGGAAAGCUGAUGAUUCCUUACAUAAUAACAAGUAUCCCAACAUAAGUCAUGGUUGUACUUCUUCAUCUCCUUCUUCAUCAACUGGUGUGCUUACUGUUGGCCAGAUAGGAAACUAUGGCUAUGGGUCUAUGACCAUGGAGAAGAGUUUUAGGGAUUGCUCAAUAUCAGCAUGUGGUAGCAGCACUGGUGCAAGCGAAUCUUUAAGCCACAACUUUGGGUGGGUUGGCAUCGAUCCUGCAUAUUCUUCAUCUUACGCUUUCUUUGACAAGAAAAAACUCGUUGAUGGAAUCCUUGAGGAGGAACUAGCAGAUGAAGAUGAAGAAGAAGAAGCUGCUGUUGCUCCACAUAUUGAAACCCUCCCACUCUUCCCCAUGCACGGUGAAGACGUUAAUGCUUUUUGCAGCAAUAUUAAGCACGAACCAGACAGCUGCUACUCUGGGUGGUACAGGUCUGAUGAUGGCUACACUGGUUCUCGAGCUUCACUUGAGCUCAGCCUCAACUCCUAUACGGGCAGAUCACAGGAUUCUAUCUGAUGAAUAUUUCCCCUUGUAUGUUUCAUCCUAGUAUUAAUCAUGUUAUUAUGAUGUCUACUGUCUUCUCAAUUAGCUAGUAAUUAUGGCUUUAAUAUGGUAUAAACUACCAGUUUGUCCCUUGUUUUUUAUGUGCAAAGUUGUCCUAAACUUGACAUGUGUCAUGCGAAGCACUUAAUUAACAGGUGAACAUCUUUAUUUUUCCUGUCUUUUUGCCAAGAAUAUUCCAUGAUAAUUAUGAUAAGCUAAGAUAAGGAAGGAUUAAGAAAAGAAUAGAUGGAUUAUGAUGCUUAGUUUUGGAAAUUUACUGAUCUUGUUAGUGAAGUUAAAGCUUUCCAAAACAUUAGUUUUAUCAACAGAGAAACAUUACCUUCCUAUGCAAAUUGUAAGGAGAUGGUUUUCUGUCACCUUCACUGACUUGAUGACAGUAUUAAUGAUCGAGCCAUUUUCAAGCAGAAGUGACAGGAGGACUGAAGAUGU